This is a messenger RNA of Eufriesea mexicana, 1675 nucleotides long. RefSeq names its product protein TBRG4. Lineage: Eukaryota; Metazoa; Arthropoda; Insecta; Hymenoptera; Apidae. The transcript has 9 exons. The record is from RefSeq and is a predicted model, not a curated record. Bases 80 to 1675 code for a protein of 531 amino acids.
GUACUAUUAUUAUUUUUAUUUCUCAUAGUUACAUAAAUUAAUAUUACAAUAUUAUAAAAUACCGCAAUUUAAUACUAUAAUGAAAUUUAAUACUAUGGUAAUCAAAUAUACUCCCCGACUUUUGUGGCGAUUACGCUCAUCAUUAAGCACAAAUUCAAUGGCAGUAAUCUCUAAUUACAAUGAGCAGCUUAUUAAGAAGACAGGGCAAAAGCAGACAGAGUACCAAAAUGAUAAAAUAAAUAUGGAAUAUCAUCAAAUAUUCAAUGAAUUAAAAACAAAAUUGUGUAAUGGUUUACAAGAGAAACCCUUAUUUAUCGAUAAAAUUCAGAAGGCACAAGAUAUAGAUGAACUAAUACAAAUUAUGCAAAACGGGGAUCAAUUUUCAAUAUCCCAAAUUGAUCUAUUAAAUGCUUUAAAAAUAAUCAUGGAAUGGUCUUUGAAUAUGUUUGGAAAUAAAGUAAAAAAUUUGAAUUUCAAAGAUACCGACAGUAAAAGUAAUAUAAAUAACCUAGCACAAAUGGUUAAAAACUUGCAACAUGAUUUAAAACAUACUUUGCCUCACAAUAAAUUUUCAACACCUCAAAUAAUCCAGGAAAUACAUAAAUUAGCAAGAGGACGCACGAGAAAUGUACAACUUUUAAAUACCUAUUUUCAAAACAUUAUUAACAAUCAUAAAUAUCUAAGCAUAACAUCAUGUUCAACUCUGUUAUAUUGUAUGGGCUGUCUGUCUUAUUCUGAUGAGAGAUUACUUAAGAAUAUUACAGAACACAUCACAAGCCAUACAGAUAUAAGUAGUAAAGCAUGUAAGUCUAUAUUAAAAUCUAUGGCUACUAUUAGAUAUAAAAAUGAUAGAUGUUUAGAACAUAUAUGUAAGCAAAUUUUUGAUGGAAAAAUAAAAUGUGACUCUAACGAAAUUGUAAAUAUUUUACAAUCAUUUGCAAUGUUAGAUUAUUAUUCUACAUAUGUACAAAAAAUAAUAAAGGAAUAUAUACCAUAUGAUAAAUUUGUGAAUUUAACAUCCAAUAAUAAAUUAAGUUUUACAUGGUCCUGUACUAUAUUCAAAGUAUUGGAAGACUCAUUUGCUAAAUCUGUGUUAAAUGAAAACUUUGUUUCAAUGCUAGUAGGUCAAGGCGAAAAAGAAAAUAUAACCAACAAAUUGAAGUUACUAAAUAUCAAUGCAUAUGCAAAAUAUAUGCUCAAAAAUUAUUCUGGUCCUUUCCUUGUUAAUGAACAGUGUCCAAUUAUUAAAACUAAAUAUCUAGCUAAACAAUCAUAUCUUAACAUACUUGAAUCUACACUGAAACAUAUAUUGCCAUCUGUAUUUCAUUUUAAAAUGAAUGUAGAUACCAAAAUGGGUUUUUAUAUAGAUGCUGAACUUGGCGUGAAUUCCAACUUUAAUUUUGUUGAUAUACGUAAUAUUGAAGAUAAUCAAAAGUUUACUAAGAUAGCUAUAUUAAUAGUUGAUUAUCAUCAUACAUACCUGGGACAAACACGUUUUAUUGCAUUAAUUCAAUUAUACUGUAAUUUAUUAAAAUGUAGAAACUAUAUAGUAGUAUGCCUUCCUUACCAAUAUUUGAGUUUAGAGGAUAAAAUAGAAAAGAAUAUAAAUUAUUUACAAACAGAAUUGUUACAGACAUUGAAAAAAGAAUUAAAACCAAUUAGUUCUAAAAUAUAG